AAGAGUCGCUGUGGGGAAGGCGACGGCGACUCCGUGCGACUCAUCGGGGCAACGACUCCGUGCGACUCCGUGCGACUCGGUGCGACUCGGCGGGCAGCCGGCCCCGCCGCAGCGCGCGGCGAGUUGCCACUGACGAGCGCGGCGCGGGGAUCCGGUGUCGAACUCGGGUGCCUGGGAACCUCCUCAUCAGCCUCCUCCUCCUCCUCCUCCUAUGCGCCAGCCACCACGCCGAGACGGACACAGCGGGCGACUGGGUAACACGUGGAGCGGUCCCCGGGAUGGCGGGGGGCCGCAGGGGCCCAGCCCGGCAGCAGUACCCCCGCGUGCCCCUUCCUGCGCAGGGAGGAGUGGGGGGCUCCGGCAGGAAUGGUACGGCCUCGGGGCUGAAUAGCCCCCCACUGGCCGCGGCGAGCGGGCCGUACCAAAUCAAGCACGCACGCGUGCCGGACGUGGCGCUGGACAGCGGGCUCGUCUUCGAGGCGCUGCUGCUGGCGUACCUGCUGCUGGCACUGUGCAUGCACUAUGUGAACCUGUACAAGACGGUGUGGUGGUACCCGCCCGAAGGGCCGCCCUCGCACACCUCGCUGAACUUCCACAAGAUCGACUACCACCUGGUGGCGUUCAUCGGGGUGCUGCUGUCCCGCCGCCUCGUGUGGACGCUCGUCACCGAGGUGAGUCAGUGGCAGGCACGGCCCUCGCCCGCCGCCUGGCGCUACGCCACGCUGGUGCUCGCCCGCCUCGUGCUGCUCACCGGCUCCGGGUGGACGCUGUGCUGGGCGCUCAUCAACCUCUUCCGCAGCCACUCGUUCAUCAACCUGCUCUUCCUCUGCUAUCCGUUUCUUGUGUACAUCCCCCUAUACGGGCUGCACCACGAAGGGGUGCGGGGCUCCGACGGCGGGGGCUCGGAGCUCACCGCCAGCCCCCCUCCGUCACCACGGAAACCAGCGGAAGGCAGCGAUGGGGAGGAAUCCAAGCCGAGGCCGUACCGGGCCCUCAUCUUGGAAACGCUGAGGGAGCAGUUCCACAGCGGGGACAGCAUCCCCACGCACGCGUGUGUGCUGUCGCCCGACCUUGUGCGCGCCGAGGUGCACAUGCUCAAGACCGACUUCAACAAGCGCAUCAAGGAGAUCCUCUUUAAUUCGCUGUUCAGCGCCUACUACGUCGCCUUCCUGCCACUGUGCUUCGUCAAGAGCACGCAGUACUACGACAUGCGCUGGUCGUGCGAGCACCUCAUCCUGGUGUGGGUGAACACCUUCGUGAUGCUCACCUCGCAGCUGCUGCCGCCGCGCUACUGCGACCUGCUUCACCGCGCCGCCACCCACCUGGGCCGCUGGCACCGCCUGGAGAGCAGCGCCUACAGCCACACGCCACAGCACGCUUGGUCGGAGACGACGAUCUGGCCCCAAGGAGUGCUGGUGCGGCACAACAAGGGCCUGUACAAGGCCGUCGGCUCCUGCAACGUCGCCGUGCCCUCCGACGCGUCGCACUCUCGCUUCUACUUUCUCUUCCACAAGCCGCUGAGGGUGCUCAACUCACUGCUGGUGCUGGAGGGCGGCGUUGUGGUGUACCAGCUGUACUGGCUGGCGCGCUCAGACCGCUGGAACCACGCCCUAUCCGCCGCGCUGCUCCUUUUCGCCAACUACUGCCUCGUGUUCCGUCUGCUGCGGGACCGCCUGCUGCUGGGGCGCGCCUACGGUCACGACUCGCCCCACGCCACCGCCCACGCCGCCGCCCACGCGGCCGGCUCGGCCAUUGGCUGAGCGCCGGGCGGUCGCGACGCCGGCGCUCAGCUCCCGGCACCACCCCCCCACCCCCCCCCCCCCAACAACGCGCGCACGAACGCAUGGACCGCGUGAACCCGGCGAGCGGAGGCAACGCGUGCGACCGCAUCGUCCCCGCUGCGACGAAGGUGCAACGCGAACGUCACUUGGCCUCGUCUUGUGAAUAGGGAGCGGUGUUUCCCCAAGACUUUUGAAAGCAAGAUGCAAACGAGCGGCUCUUGCGUCGUGGAUGCAUGCGUGAACCCCCCCCCCCCCAUGCCGUGUCCCAUGCCCAGCGUUCUCCUCGCGAAGUCGGGGGACGAGUCGAGAGCGCUCCGUUUCCCCGGCUGCCAGUCUCGCGAGGAAGACUCGGAGGGCAGGAGGGGGGUGUGGGAAAUGCGGCUGCAGUCGUCGCCCGGUUCACCUGUCGGCGGCAAGGAUCAACGCGGGUACCGUGCGGCGGUUCCCGUCCCGGUACUCCUGCGGGCGCGCCCGGUAACUUUGUAUGCGGGACCCGCCAGUAUCCCCCCCCCCACCCCCCGCGUUGAUGAGGCCCUCCGUCAGCGACACCUCGCCUUGAAAGUCGGCGCCUUUGCCAGUUUUCUGAUUCCCACGUUGCCGCACUGCCGCGGCUGGCGCCGUGCACGCCAUAUGGUGUGCGUGUGUUGUGAGUGGUGUGUGUGUUGUGAGUGGUGUGUGUGUUGUGAGUGGUGUGUGUGUUGUGAGUGGUGUGUGUGUUGUGA
This is a messenger RNA of Lethenteron reissneri (Far Eastern brook lamprey), 2503 nucleotides long. RefSeq names its product transmembrane protein 39A-A-like. NCBI's taxonomy places the organism in Eukaryota, Metazoa, Chordata, Hyperoartia, Petromyzontiformes, Petromyzontidae. Gene Ontology annotation, cellular component: membrane. The record is from RefSeq and is a predicted model, not a curated record.